Molecule: messenger RNA, 543 nt
Organism: Oryza brachyantha (malo sina)
Lineage: Eukaryota; Viridiplantae; Streptophyta; Magnoliopsida; Poales; Poaceae
Product: spidroin-1-like
Exons: 2
Coding region: 1-543 (180 amino acids)
Source: RefSeq, a predicted model, not a curated record
AUGGCCGGAGCCGACGACGAGAUGGUGGAUUUCUUCUCCCAGUCCCCGACCACUCGAUUAUUCUCUCAGGGAGCAUCAUCUUCCUUUGGUGGUGGAGGUGGAUCUGGCGGUGCCGGUGAACAGGGAGCCGGUGGAGUGGGCGGCGACGGCUUCGAUCUCAACUCCCAGGCCGAUGGCUACCCUGAGAUGGAGUACUACCAGGAGCUGCUACAGUCGGAGGGAGGUCGUCUCCCCCCGAUCCGUGCUGGUCGCCGCUCUUCCGGCAUGCCCGUUACGCCCCCCCCCAUCAACCCAGCCCGAGGAAGGCGAGGGCGGGCCGCACAAGGUGGUCGAGGCCGCGGGAGGUCGAUGCGGGCAUUUGUUCCCCCCGGCAGUGCAUCCCUCGCCGCCGAGGGAUUCGUUCCAGGUCGUGACCGCGGCGUUGCGGGGCGUGGUACCGGUGGAUUUGGUGCAUUUGGUGGAGGCGGUGGCCGUGGUAGCUACUCCGGCUCCAGCGGGAGGGGGGGUCAGAAGAGGUGCUGGCCGUGGUUCAUGAUUGAAUGA